Clunio marinus is the source of this 192-nucleotide messenger RNA. Lineage: Eukaryota; Metazoa; Arthropoda; Insecta; Diptera; Chironomidae. The record is from the annotation of a GenBank genome assembly.
AUGUCGAAUGUGAAUGUAGGCACUCAUCAAGCAGCAAGCGAUGAAGUGAUAAAAUGGUGCGAGAAAGAGAGAAAAUUGAAAGCCGUUAUGCUGUACCAUCAGCACAGAAAUCAUCCAACAGACGAAAUAAAAGCACGCUCUUUAACUUUAGAAAAAUAUUUUUACUGUCGGAUUGUCGUCGUCACCACAUGA